Messenger RNA from Erythranthe guttata (spotted monkey flower), 2200 nucleotides. The record is from RefSeq and is a predicted model, not a curated record. Lineage: Eukaryota; Viridiplantae; Streptophyta; Magnoliopsida; Lamiales; Phrymaceae.
UUCAUUUGGGAUCAUGUUUAUGUGACCUUGGAUUUAAUUGUGGGUGCAAUGAAUUGUUGCAGAAUUUACAGAAGAUUUCUAUUGAGAAAGGAUGGGGUGCAUAUGCUCAAAGGACUUGAAUGCACCUGAUUAUUAUGUAUCAUCAGCUGAAAAUGAAAAGGAGAAACAAAAAGAUCACGAGUUUGGUAUUCCUAAAUCAUCUCUUGUGAAUUCAAAGUCUAACAUAACAACAACAUUGCAAUUGAAUAAUGAUGUGGCAGCGAGUAGAGCAAGUGUGGAUGAAAAUAGAAAAACGAGAAUAAUUGAAAGGCCUAAAUUAAAUGGGGGAAUUAAGCAGACAAUGAGUAGAGUUAAAGGCGGUAUGCUACCGGAUGGUGGUGCUGCUGCUGGAUGGCCAUCAUGGCUAGCUUCCGUCGCUGGGGAGGCUAUUCGCGGUUGGACUCCUAGGACUCCAGAUUCUUACGAAAAACUCAACAAAGUCAGUCCCCCGAUAAUUUGUUUUCCUUUGCUUUCUGCACUAUUAUUAUGUUUUUUUCUUAAGAAAAUUGGUUUAUGUUUGUCAUGUGUAUAUAUGCAGAUUGGGCAAGGCACUUACAGUAGUGUUUACAGGGCGCGUGACCUAACAACAGAUAAGAUUGUAGCAAUGAAAAAAGUAAGAUUCGUUAAUAUGGAUCCAGAGAGUGUUCGUUUCAUGGCAAGAGAGAUUUGCAUCCUUCGCAGGUUAGACCAUCCAAACGUAAUGAAGCUUGAAGCACUUGUGACAUCAAGGAUUUCAGGUAAUUUGUACCUUGUGUUCGAGUACAUGGAGCAUGAUCUUGCUGGCCUUCUUGCUUCACCCAGGGUCAAAUUUACCGAACCUCAGAUAAAAUGUUAUGCUCGGCAAAUGUUUUUGGGACUUGAACACUGCCACAGUCGUGGUGUUCUCCAUCGAGAUAUUAAGGGUUCGAAUCUUCUAGUUGACAAUAACGGAAUCCUUAAGAUUGGAGAUUUUGGUUUGGCUACAUCCUUUGAUGCUAACAACCGAAAGCAGCCGUUAACUAGUCAUGUUGUAACUCUGUGGUACAGAGCUCCUGAACUAUUGUUAGGUGAAACACAUUAUGGAGUAGCAGUCGAUAUGUGGAGCGCUGGUUGUAUUCUUGCUGAAUUGUUUGCAGGGAAGCCUAUCAUGCCUGGAACAACCGAGGUGGAGCAAAUGCACAAGAUAUUCAAACUAUGCGGUUCCCCUACAGAGGAAUACUGGAGAAAAACAAAAUUACCUCACACCGGUAGUUUUAAGUCGCAACGCGUGUACAAGCGCCGUGUUGCUGAUGCAUUCAAAGACUUCCCUUCAUCAGCUUUGAAUCUAGUACAAGUACUCCUCUCUAUUGAUCCUGAGCUCAGGGGUUCCGCUUCUUCUGCACUCAAAAGCCAGUUCUUCACAUCAGAUCCUCUUCCAUGUGCUCCAUCUAGCUUACCCAAGUAUCGUCCAAGUAAAGAAUUUGAUGUCAAGCUUCGAGAACAGGAAGCAAGACGGCAAGUAAUACAAGAAAAACAAAAGCCACUAUGGAAGCUGACAAGGUUUCUAUUUGCACAAUCUCUUGUCAUUUGUCCAAUAAUAAUGAUAAUAAUAAUAGUAGUAGUACUAGUAAUAAUAAUAAUAAUAAUAAUGGAACAGGGACAAUCAAAUAAUAAAAGCAACAUUGAAAAAUACAAGCCAGCGGAGGAGGAGAAUGGAGUUGAUGAUUCUAUAAUAAUAAUGCAGCACCCGAAGUCUGUAGGAAGAAAGCUGAUGGAUGAUGAUGAUGAUGAUGUUCAUUCAAUUCUAGUGCGGACAUUGAGCUCUUCCGGAAGUGGGGCUCAACAACUUAUGAAACAAGCUUCACAACUGCAUCAGAUAGUAAUAGAGCCAUCGUCGAAUUAUCAUUCCAACAACGAUCCAAAAGUUGUUAAGGAAUAUGCACCAAAGAGAAACAGGAUAUUUUGCUCAGGACCAUUAAUGCCUACAGGGGGUGCGGGGAACAUGGAAGACAUGCUAAAAGAGCACGAAAGACAAAUUCAACAAGUUGUCCGCAAAGCUCGUCUCCACAAGUCCAGGACCAAAGACUAGCUAGACUAACCCCAAAUUAUAUUCACUAUUUUCUUUUAGUUUACAUUUAUUUCAACAACUUGAGUCUCAAGCUGCAAAUACAAAUACUUCACUCAUGGAAAUUAAAUACUCUUU